Manis pentadactyla (Chinese pangolin) is the source of this 2286-nucleotide messenger RNA. It is a transcript of the gene SPACA3, whose product is annotated as sperm acrosome associated 3. Gene Ontology annotation, biological process: fusion of sperm to egg plasma membrane involved in single fertilization. The record is from RefSeq and is a predicted model, not a curated record. The transcript has 5 exons. Gene Ontology annotation, molecular function: lysozyme activity. The coding region runs from base 813 to 1253 and encodes 146 amino acids. NCBI's taxonomy places the organism in Eukaryota, Metazoa, Chordata, Mammalia, Pholidota, Manidae. Gene Ontology annotation, cellular component: sperm flagellum; acrosomal vesicle.
UAAUAUGAAAUUAUGUUCUGGAAAGUUAGAUCUGGUCCCUCCCCUGACUCUUAACUUGCUGUGGGUCCUGGAGCAAUUUGCUUUUCCUCUAGGGAUUUUUGUCCUCCCGCUUAUCAAAAGAGGUUGUUGGAUUGCACCAGGGCUGAGCAAUCUCCCGGCUGUUCCCCAUCAGCCUCCCCAUACCCCCACCCUGAGACUCAAAUGGGGCAAAUAAAGAUGUUUACAGGCUAGAUUAAUUUCAAUUAAAAAUGAGACUAUCUUUAUUUAGUCCUAUGAAGGAAAAUGUAUAUUCUUAAAACUCAAGAUUAACUUGUUUCAUUGACAGGAAAGAUGUUAAAUGGUUUUAGCCACUAAAAUGUUAAUAAUGGGCCUUUUGAGGAGCAGCAACGUGGAGGCCAGUUUCUAACCAUUUACCUAAAAUUACACCAUGAACCAAAUGGCAAAAGGAGACAGGCCACAGGUUAAGUAUCACUGGAUGUGGUCUCAAUAGUCUCUUAGGUCUGAUGAGUAUUUAAGUUUCUGUGUGUAUGGAGAGUGCCCCCUGGUGUAAAUCCUUGAGCUACAACAAUGUGUGUUGUCCGGUUGCUCCUGCAGAAAAAGGUUGAAGGGGUUUUGGAAUAAGACCAAAGAUCGUUUAUUAAGAAAGAAAGCAGAGAAUCACAUUUUUGGAACCUUCUGAGAGGGUGAGCCUUCCGUGAGUGGACGACUAGGGCCACCGAGUGCCUGCCAUCUCAAAGCCCAGCGCUGGGCCAGCGUGGUGCAUGGAAGCCAGGAGCCAGGCUCCCUGAAGGUGGCGGUGCCCGCUGGGGGUCAUGCCACUGGCCUUUGCCGUUCUGCUCAGCUGCCUGCUCACCUCAGGUCAGGCCAGGGUCUACAGUCACUGUGAGCUGGCCAGAGUGCUGCAGGAUUUCGGCCUGGAGGGAUACCGGGGACACAGCCUGGCUGACUGGGUCUGUCUUGCUUACUUCACGAGUGGCUUCAAUACAGCUGCUGUGGACCACGAAGCUGACGGAAGCACAAACAAUGGCAUCUUCCAGAUCAACAGCCGAAAGUGGUGCAAAAAUUUCCGCUCAAAUGAACCCAAUCUGUGCCACAUGUACUGCAGCGACUUGCUGAAUCCUAACCUUAAGAGUGCUGUUAUCUGUGCCAUGAAAAUAAGCCAGCAGCCCUUGGGCCUGGGCACCUGGGAGGCCUGGAGGCAUCACUGCCAGGGCAAGGACCUCAGCGACUGGGUUGAUGGCUGUGACAUCUGAGAUCCUGUCUGGGUGGACCAGGCCAUGCUUAUAUGGGAGAUACGGUUUGGUUCCUGACCUAGGCUUGGGAAGACAAGCCAACUAAUAAAAUGUAAUUGAAUAUAAAUGUGGCUCUCAGCUAUCAUUGUUUCCAGAUGACAUGUUGGCGUCAGAGCAUCUUAGGGUUUCUUCACCUGAGCUGGGCUUCAGGUGGGCUCUGAAACAAGCCUAUCAUGGAAGGCUUGCCUCAUUCUUGGAGGCCUGGGAUCAGUGCCUCCCUUUCCCACACCUGGCAGAAUUUCCUAGACCCUUUACCUGGAUCUAGGUUUGCCAAAUUUAGCAAAAACAAACAAAUAAUAAUAACAAAAAUGGGAUGCCUGAGUUGAUUUUGAAUUUGAGAUGCACAACAGAUGAAUUUUGCUAUAAGAAAAAUUAAAAGUUUGAUCUGAAUUAGACAAUCUUAAAUAUUGCACAGGACAUACUUAUAUUAGGAAAUGAUUUGUUGUGCUCCUGAAAUUCAGAUUUAGUUAGGUGUCCUAUUAUUUCUCUGGCAACCCUAUCUGGGUCUGGUGCGUACCUCUGGCUUGUUGGGAGGGUCCUCGGGACACUUAUUUCUGUGGCUGUGGGUUGCAGAGGGUGGCUUGUGGUGCUGUGGCCCUCCAGUUGGUGAUGGCAGAAACAACGGGGGAACCAACAGUGACUGGUGCAUGGUAACCAGCAGGGGCUUCAGUUACGGCUCUCACCUGGCUCUCCAGUGCCCUCUAGCUAUGGGAGGUCCAAGUGUCACUGAUAAGGAUGGCAGCUGUCAUAGCCUGAGUAAGGAAACUACCAUUCUUACUCCACACCAGACAACUCUGGGAGGCUGCAGGAUGGGGUGGAGGGUGCCGGAGGCUUUCAGGCAGGAAACUACAGUUAUUUGCCUUCCUCAAUAGGUGGGAGGGUCGAAGGAGGCAGUUUUGUCUCCCAUUAACCUCCAGCUCAUGCCUCAGGUCCCUUGGAAUGAACCGUGUCUAAAUGAGGAAGGUGGGCAGAGUCUCUGGAUCACCAGGGAUGU